AACUCCUAUGAUCAAGACUGUGACGCAGACAUUUGUGGUCUGAAUGGUGCAUGACAGACAUCAUCUCUAUGUGGCUGGAUCCAAACUGAACAACUCUAAGAACAAACAAAACUGAAUCAAAAACUUCCUUCUUUCUUACAGAUGUGAAUGAUGGAACAAUUCAUAGAUCUACCAGGAGAUUCAUAUUUGGAUGACUUAAGAGAGUACUUUGGUCUAAACGGCAGUGAUUACUUUUCUUAUAACUAUGAUGAAGAUGAUUUCAGUGGAGGUGAUAUUUGCGAUCUGAACAACAGCACAAUGUUUGAAGCAGUGUUGUUGCCAACUCUGUACUCUGUGGCGUUCGUUGUGGGAAUCCUGGGAAAUGCAUUGCUGCUGGCAGUAAUGGGAAAGAGCAGAAAGACAUGGAGCAAAACAGACAACUUCCUGCUUCACCUAGCUGGGGCAGACAUCCUGGUGUUGGUGACCCUGCCCUUCUGGGCUGUACAGUCUGCCAGUGGUGAUGGUUGGGCGUUUGGGACACCCUUCUGCAAGAUCACUGGGAGCGUUUUCACGAUCAGUUUCUAUUGUAAAAGUUAUCUCCUGGCCUGCAUCAGUGUGGACUACUACCUAUCUGUCGUCCAUUCUACCAAGAUGUUCCUGCAGAAGAAGCCCUGGGUGGUUCAUGCUUGCUGCGUCUUGGUUUGGAUCUUCUCCUUGCUCCUCUCCGUCCCUGACUGGAUCUUUUUAGAAGAAACGCUUGAUGACAGACGAAGCAGGAAAGAGUGCACCCGGAAGUAUUCCAAAUUUACACAAAACGCAGAAGACGAGACCUUAAAAAUGGCAGCUCGAUGGCUAUACCAUGCUGUCGGCUUUUUGUUUCCUUCAGCUGUCCUGGUUUUCUGCUACUCCUGCAUCCUGUUGCAGCUGCAGUGUGGCUCCCAAAGCCUCCAAAAGCAGAGACCUUUUAAAGUCAUAAUAGCUGUGGUCGCAGUUUUCUUUAUCUGCUGGACGCCAUUUAAUGUGGUACUUUUGAUAGACACAAUUAAAUUCAGCAGUUCAGUAACCUGUGCAGAAAAUUCAUCUAUGGCCAAAGCUCUGACAGUGACUUCUUCUUUGGGUUACUUACACUGUUGCCUAAAUCCCAUUUUGUUAGUUCUGGUGGAUGUUAAGUUUCGGCAUCAAGCAGUAAACUUGUGGGCGAAGACAUCUGAUAGAGCGGUUUUCUAACAUGGUGCCCAAUGAACAUGUUUCUUCUGUCUGACUCCCAUACCUUAAAAUUUUAACAAUGUAAUAUGAAGAACCCAGGAAAAUAUUCAAUAUCUUGUGUGAUUUGUUUUUAACAUUUUCAUAAGAGGUGUUUUUGUACUUUACAUUUCAGCGCCAUGAUUGUGAGGCGUCUCCUAACUGUUUUUGUAAACAUUAGCAUAACUUCUGGAAAAUUAAAACACACAUCAAAUAGUUUAAAGUGA
Fundulus heteroclitus (mummichog) is the source of this 1448-nucleotide messenger RNA. Its product is annotated as C-X-C chemokine receptor type 3. Gene Ontology annotation, cellular component: membrane. Lineage: Eukaryota; Metazoa; Chordata; Actinopteri; Cyprinodontiformes; Fundulidae. The record is from RefSeq and is a predicted model, not a curated record. Gene Ontology annotation, biological process: G protein-coupled receptor signaling pathway; immune response. The transcript has 2 exons. Bases 148 to 1206 code for a protein of 352 amino acids. Gene Ontology annotation, molecular function: G protein-coupled receptor activity.